AUUUUAUUUGUUUUCCUAUUACUUUUAUACACGUAAAAGAUAAUGUCAAGAUUAUCCAUACUUUUUUUACUGGCGAUAUGUUUACUCAGUAUAGUAUCCGGGCAAAUGGAUGCAAAGACUAAAAAGUUGAUACAACUGGCUAAAGAAAACAAUGGUGUUGUCAAAUUGGACUCAAAUGCUUAUUUCAAAUAUACACAAGGGAAACGCGAAUACGGUAUGGUGAUUCUACUCACUGCUCUCGGUGAUCAAUUCCGUUGUGUUCCUUGCCGUGAAUUCGAUCCUGAAUAUAAAUUGGUGGCCUCAAGUUUCCGGAAAGGAAAGGAACCUAAUAAAGUAUUCUUUGGUCACUUGGAUUUUCAAGAUGGUCAAGCAGUUUAUCAACAGUUGGCUUUACAAACAGCUCCCAAUGUGCUAUAUUUCCCUCCUUCUGAUGCUAGUGACAAGAAAGAUGCGAUCAAGUAUGAUCUUGCUAGAAAUGGAUUUUCUGCAGAACCUUUGGCAGAGUUUAUUAAGAAUCAAUCUGGAAUAUCAUUCAAUGUAGUUCGUCCUUUUGAUUAUGGAUUAUUCUUGGCCAAGGUGAUUUUGGGUCUUGGUGCUCUUGCUAUUCUCAAAUUGGUUUAUCGUUACUUUAGCUUUAUUCUCUUCCACAAGAACACAUGGACUGCUGCUACCAUUCUGACAGUUCUUGUCAUGACGUCUGGUCAUAUGUUUAAUCGUAUCCGCAAUACUCCAUAUUCUCUUCCUGGUCCUAAUGGUCAACUUAGCUAUGUUGCAAGCGGUUUCUCAACACAAUAUGGUAUCGAAACUCAAAUUGUAGCAGCAAUGUAUGGUGUGCUUGCUUUUGCUGUUGUCAAUUUGGCUAUCACUAUACCAAAUUUUGAUGACAAGUGGCGUCAACGUGCGGGGGUUUAUAUCUGGGUAAGUUGCUUUAUAGUCGUUUUCAGUUGUUUGAUGGCCCUCUUCAAGAUCAAGAACGAAGCAUAUCCUUUUAAAAUCUUAUUUUAAAGGAUUGUUAGAUUAGAUUGAAUCAACCAAUAAAACUUUAUAUAUUCUUUAUUUCCA
Halteromyces radiatus is the source of this 1062-nucleotide messenger RNA. RefSeq lists its product as uncharacterized. NCBI's taxonomy places the organism in Eukaryota, Fungi, Mucoromycota, Mucoromycetes, Mucorales, Cunninghamellaceae. The record is from RefSeq and is a predicted model, not a curated record. The coding region runs from base 43 to 1005 and encodes 320 amino acids. Gene Ontology annotation, cellular component: oligosaccharyltransferase complex. The transcript has 7 exons.